Messenger RNA from Callithrix jacchus (white-tufted-ear marmoset), 2238 nucleotides. Lineage: Eukaryota; Metazoa; Chordata; Mammalia; Primates; Cebidae. The record is from RefSeq and is a predicted model, not a curated record.
GAGAGGCGCGGGUGGCGCGGGGGCUGCAGCCCAGGAGACCCAAUCCCGGGAGCGCUGCGACCCCGGCCUCCGCGUCCCCGCCGCCUGAGAGGAAGAACGGGGUCCCCAGCAGGCACUUCCCAGGCAGGGCAGAGGGCUCCACGCGCGUGGGCAACCCGGCGCACAAGGGGAGCCCUGUGGCAGACCCCCUACCUUCUCCACUCCCUCAGACCCGACCCUUCGUCGCCGCGUCCCCGCCCCUGCUCCGACCGCACUACAACUCCCAGAAUGCCGCGGGCGAGCGGACGGCACUUCCCAGAAUGCCGUCGAGGGGCGAGGCCGCGGCGCAGAGCGGGAAGUCUGGAUCCCGCGGCGACCCUGAGCAUGAGCCUGGAGCGCGAGCUUCGCCAACUGAGCAAGGCCAAGGCCAAGGUGCAGAGGGCCGGGCAUCUGCGCGAGGAGGCCGCGCUGUGCCACCAGUUGGGGGAGCUCCUGGCCGGCCAUGGCCGCUACGCCGAGGCUCUGCAGCAGCACUGGCAGGAGCUGCAGCUCCGGGAGAGCGUCGGCGACCGGUUGGGCUGUGCCGUGGCCCACCGCAAGAUCGGAGAGCGCCUGGCUGAAAUGGAGGACUACCCGGCUGCCUUGCAGCACCAGCACCGCUACCUGGAGCUGGCACGUUCCCUGGGCAACCACACGGAGCUACAGAGGGCCUGGGCCACGAUUGGCCGCACCCACCUGGACAUCUAUGACCACUGUCAGUCGAGGGAUGCUUUGCUGCAGGCACAGGCUGCCUUUGAGAAGAGCUUGGCUAUUGUGGAUGAGGAGCUGGAGGGGACACUGGCCCAGGGAGAGCUGAACGAGAUGAGGGCCCGCCUUUACCUCAACCUGGGCCUCACAUUUGAGAGCCUGCAGCAGACAGCCCUGUGCAACGACUAUUUCAGGAAGAGCAUCUUCCUCUCGGAGCAGAACCAUCUCUACGAGGACCUGUUUCGUGCCCGCUACAACCUGGGCACUGUCCACUGGCGCGCAGGCCAGCACUCCCAGGCCAUGCGCUGCCUGGAGGGUGCCCGGGAGUGUGCGCGCACCAUGAAGAAGCGGUUCAUGGAGAGCGAGUGCUGCAUGGCCAUCGCGCAGGUCCUCCAAGACCUGGGAGACUUUUUGGCUGCCAAGCGAGCCCUGAAGAAGGCCUACAGGCUGGGCUCCCAGAAGCCUGUGCAGAGGGCAACCAUCUGUCAGAACCUCCAGCACGUGUUGGCAGUAGUCCGGCUGCAGCAGCAGCUGGAGGAGGCCGAGGGCAAUGACCCUCAGGGUGCCAUGGCCAUCUGUGAGCAGCUAGGGGACCUCUUCUCCAAGGCAGGCGACUUUCCCAGGGCAGCUGAGGCUUACCAGAAGCAGCUGCAUUUUGCUGAGCUGUUGGACAGGCCAGGGGCAGAGCGGGCCAUCAUCCAUGUGUCCUUGGCCACCACGCUGGGAGACAUGAAGGACCACCUUGGGGCCGUGCGCCACUAUGAGGAAGAGCUGAGGCUGCGCAGCGGCAACGUGCUGGAGGAGGCCAAGACCUGGCUGAACAUCGCACUGUCCCGAGAGGAGGCUGGUGAUGCUUAUGAGCUGCUGGCCCCGUGCUUCCAGAAGGCACUCAGUUGUGCCCAGCAGGCCCAGCGGCCCCAGCUGCAGAGGCAGGUCUUGCAGCACCUCCAUACUGUGCAGCUGAGGAUGCAGCCCCAGGAGGCCCCUGGCACUGAAAUCAGAUUACAGGAGCUCAUUGUAGCUGAAGACGAGGAGGAGGAGGAAGAGGAGGCGGCGGUGGCCACAGUGGACAGUGGAGCCCUGGAAGCCAGUGAGGUGGAGCUCUCAGAGAGCGAGGACGACACUGAUGGCCUGACCCAGCAGCUGGAGGAGGACGAGGAGCUACAGGGCCGCCUGGGCCAGCGGAAGGGGAGCAAGUGGAACCGGCGAAACGACAUGGGGGAGACCCUGCUGCACCGAGCCUGCAUUGAGGGCCAGCUGCGCCGCGUCCAGGACCUCGUGAGGCAGGGCCACCCCCUGAACCCUCGUGACUACUGUGGCUGGACACCUCUACAUGAGGCCUGCAACUACGGGCAUCUAGAAAUCGUCCGCUUCCUGCUGGACCACGGGGCCACAGUGGACGACCCAGGUGGCCAGGGCUGCGAAGGCAUCACCCCCCUGCACGAUGCCCUCAACUGUGGCCACUUUGAGGUGGCUGAGCUGCUUCUUGAACGGGGGGCAUCUGUCACCCUC